Messenger RNA from Pistacia vera, 2331 nucleotides. RefSeq names its product monocopper oxidase-like protein SKS1. Bases 1 to 2331 code for a protein of 776 amino acids. Gene Ontology annotation, molecular function: copper ion binding; oxidoreductase activity. NCBI's taxonomy places the organism in Eukaryota, Viridiplantae, Streptophyta, Magnoliopsida, Sapindales, Anacardiaceae. The transcript has 12 exons. The record is from RefSeq and is a predicted model, not a curated record.
AUGGCAGUUUUCGGCAGCAACCGUCCUUGGCUAAUUAUCUUUGCCUUUGUCAUCGGUCUAGUGCUGGUGACAAUUGCAAAUGGCGAGAACAUUUUCCUGGAGUGGCACGUCGCAAUCGACUCGAGUAUCCGGCCAGCUUUUGCAGACCAGCCAGUUAUUACCAUCAAUGGGAUGUUUCCAGGGCCUCUUAUCAAUGCCACAACCAACGAUCUUGUUCAGGUCAAUGUGUUUAACGACAUGGAUGAACCUCUACUUUUUACUUGGAAUGGCAUACAACAGAGACUAAACUCAUGGCAAGAUGGAGUUUCAGGAACAAAUUGUGCAAUUCAACCUGGAACAAAUUGGACUUAUGUGUUUCAAACGAAGGAUCAAAUUGGGAGCUUCUUUUACUUCCCCUCUCUCAAUUUCCAAAAAGCUGGAGGAGGGUAUGGCCCAUUUCGGGUUAACAAUCGCAUUGUCAUCCCUGUACCUUUCCCUAAACCUGAGGCCGAAUUUGAUCUUCUCAUUGGUGAUUGGUACAACAAAAGUUACAAGGAAAUUAAGUCUAUGAUGAACAAUGAGCUUUGGGCUUACCAAAACCUACCAAAUGUGAUGCUAAUGAAUGGAAAAGGCUCUUAUUUGGAUCCGAACGCGACACAGCACGAGUCUUUCACCGUCACAAAUGGAAAAACUUAUCGAUUCAGGAUAUUGAACGUGGGGACAGCGUGGAGUUUCAAUUUCCAGAUUCAAAAUCAUCGAAUGGUUUUGGUUGAAACAGAAGGAUCAUACACUGAAAAAAUUACCUUGGAUUCUCUCGACGUGCACGUUGGCCAGUCUUACUCUGUUCUUGUUACAGCAGAUCAAGAUCCGGCUGAUUAUUACAUCGUGGCUAGUCCGAAAAUGUCCAAUGCCACUGGAAAUAACAGUCUUAUUGGUGUAGCAGUUCUUCAUUAUGAUACUUCCACCACUCCUGCAACUGGCCUUCUCCCAGGAAAGCCUGAUCCGUUUGAUAUAAAUUUCUCACGGGAUCAAGCUAAGUCCAUCAGGUGGAACCUGACCACAGGAGCUGCAAGGCCAAAUCCCCAGGGAACCUUCAAUGUAUCAAAUGUGACACUAUCUCAGAGUUUUCUUCUCCGGGGCUCUAGCUCUUUUAUUGAUGGUGCGCCUUUCUACACCGUCAACAAUGUCUCCUAUCUUACACCAGACACUCCAUUAAAACUAGCUGAUCAAUUUGCCAAUGGCUCUGGAGUUUAUGAACUCGACAAAUUCCCCGUUAACUCCUCCAUUCUCGAUCCUGUUCGUGGGGUUUUUGUCGCCUCCGGAAUCCACAAAGGGUGGAUAGAAAUUGUGUUCCAGAAUAAAUUACAAGUGAUUGAUUCCUGGCACUUGGAUGGUUUUGGAUUUUAUGUGGUCGGCUUUGGGGAUGGAGAAUGGAGACCUGAAUUUCGUUCUAGUUACAAUACUUAUAAUCCUGUGGUUCGAUCCACCGCUCAGGUUUAUCCUGGAGGAUGGACUGCCGUUUAUGCGUUUCUCGACAAUCCUGGAAUGUGGAACUUGAGAUCACAACUCCUGAAAAAUUGGUAUCUGGGUCAAGAACUCUACUUGAGAGUUUAUGAUCCUGAUCCUAACCCAGCCAAAGAACGGCUUCCUCCAGAAAAUCUCAUUUACUGUGGAAAAUUUCAACCUCCAGCCGGACCACCUGGACCAUCUGCAGGUCCUCCACCCAAAGCUUCACCUCCUGGAAAUAGUGCACCACCUCAACAAAAAUUAUGGUUUCUUCAUAUAUUGGCCGUCUACAUUGUUACAGUUCUGCUCAUUGGUUGGCGGAUGAGUUUCCAAAAAGGAACUCAUCUUGUUGUAAAUUGUUUAGACUAUGUGCAUGCAGACCUUUGGGGUCCAGAAAGUGUCAAGUCACAUGGAGGGAACACAUAUUUCCUCUCUAUUGUAGACGAUUAUAGCAGGAAGGUGGAGCCAGCAAGCUUGGUUGAGCACCUUGAACAACCAGAAGCUGCUAAACUAGAAAAUUACCCACUGCCUAACAAUGAGGACCAAGAUGAAGAAGGGGAAUUGUCUGAAAACAUUGAAGAAGCCCAAAAUGACAACUUGGCAGAAUAUCAGAUAGCAAGAGAUAGAGUUAGGAGGGAGAUAAGGCCCCCUACCAGGUUCAGCUAUGCUGACCUAAUCUACACAGCCUUGGUUGUUAGUGCAGAGAUCCAAAACGUUGAGCCUGAAACCUAUGAAGAAGCCAUGAGUUCUAGAGACAGAGAUAAAUGGCUUUCAGCCAUCAAGGAAGAAAUGAAGUCUUUGAAGCUGAAUAAGACAUGGUCCUUGGUCCCAAAACAAACUGACUAG